GUUUAGUGAAAUUAAGUCAGACUUGAGGGGUCACACUAUAAUUAACUCAAAAGGCAACGUAUUAAACUUCCCUUUCGGAGCGAGCGCUGUCGACGGACCGACCUCUGAACAUCUGCAGUUCACGCGACCGAGCUUCCAUCGAUGGCGAACUUCUCCGUCUGUCGUGAUUCAUGCCCUACUGUAAAAAACAUUCUUCUUCUGGACUCUGAAGGGAAGCGCAUAGCAGUUAAGUAUUACACUGAUGAUUGGACAACUAAUAGUGCAAAGUCAGCAUUUGAGAAGUCCUUGUUUACCAAAACUCAGAAGAUCAAUGCUCGCACAGAAGCGGAGAUAGCAAUGUUUGAGAACAAUAUUGUUGUCUAUAAAUUCAUCCAAGACCUGCACUUUUUUGUAACUGGUGGUGAUGAUGAGAAUGAACUAAUAUUGGCCACAGUUCUUCAAGGAUUCAUUGAUGCAGUUUCUCUUCUCCUCAGGAAUAAUGUUGAGAAAAUGGAGGCACUAGAGAACUUGGAUCUCAUUCUUUUAUGCUUUGAUGAGAUUGUUGAUGGCGGGAUGAUCCUUGAAACAGAUGGAAGUAUUAUUGCCGGAAAAGUGGCCACUCACAGCAUGGAUGAUGCUGGUGCACCCUUGGGCGAGCAGACUAUAAGCCAGGCAUUGGCCGCAGCGCGGGAACAUUUAACAAGAUCCCUUCUCAAAUGAAGCAUCCAGAUUGCAGUGCGUUCGGAGAAAAUGAGUCAGUUCCAGUCUCUGAUUAUGUUUUCUAAACUCGAGAGAUCACAGUUGUAUUUCAUUUCUGAACAAGUUUUCUACACUCGGAUGGUUAGCAUCUCGGCUUUUGGCUCGAUGUAGUUUCAUUUAUUUUGCCCAGUCAGUGAAUGUUCGUUCGUUACAAUCUCGCUUUCCCCAACCCCAUUGCUAUAUAAUAUACUUCGGUGAAUGUUUAAUGUUCCCUUCA
Molecule: messenger RNA, 955 nt
Organism: Diospyros lotus (date-plum)
Lineage: Eukaryota; Viridiplantae; Streptophyta; Magnoliopsida; Ericales; Ebenaceae
Product: coatomer subunit zeta-1-like
Exons: 6
Coding region: 142-699 (185 amino acids)
Biological process (GO): intracellular protein transport; retrograde vesicle-mediated transport, Golgi to endoplasmic reticulum; intra-Golgi vesicle-mediated transport
Cellular component (GO): COPI vesicle coat
Source: RefSeq, a predicted model, not a curated record